Molecule: messenger RNA, 1713 nt
Organism: Merops nubicus (carmine bee-eater)
Lineage: Eukaryota; Metazoa; Chordata; Aves; Coraciiformes; Meropidae
Gene: PWP1
Product: PWP1 homolog (S. cerevisiae)
Exons: 14
Coding region: 1-1491 (496 amino acids)
Biological process (GO): rRNA processing
Cellular component (GO): nucleus
Molecular function (GO): protein binding
Source: RefSeq, a predicted model, not a curated record
AUGGAGAUCGGGACCGGCCUGCACACGAUCCUCCUGAAGCGACCGUGUCAGGAGAGCCCGGCGUCCUGGGGGGCUCGUUUGUCCGGAGAGCGAAGGGUGAAGCAUCUGAUGGAGCAUAUCCCCAUUGCGUCGGACGGCGCUGAUGGUAGUGAUGAAGGCCAGACAGCAUGUGGCACAAAUGCAGCCCUUCCUGGCAGACCAGAGUCUUCUCAUAAAAAUGAAGAUCUGUCUGAUGAUGAACUGGAUGAAUAUGAUUUGGAACAUUACGAUGAAGAGGAAUGCACAGGUGACCUAAAACUUGGAGACUCCUUGGCUACACUGGCAGUAUAUGGGAGUAAUGAGCAUGAUCCUUACAUCACUCUAAAAACCACUGAUCAGUAUGAACAGGAGGACUUUUUAAUUAAGCCCAGUGACAAUCUUGUCCUUUGUGGCAGAGCUGAUAAAGACUACUGUAGUUUGGAGGUCCAUGUUUACAAUCAUGAAGAGGAAUCAUUUUAUGUACAUCAUGAUAUUAUCUUGCCUGCUUACCCUCUAAGUCUAGAGUGGUUGAAUUUUGAUCCUAGUCCUGAUGAAUCACUAGGAAAUUAUGUUGCAGUGGGGAACAUGACCCCAGUUAUUGACAUUUGGGACCUUGAUAUAGUAGAAUCCUUGGAACCAGUGUUUUCUCUUGGAGGCAAGACAGAGAAAAAGAAGAAAAAGAAAGGAAAGAAAAGUUUAUCUUCAGAAGGGACAGCGAAAGGACAUACUGAUGCUGUGCUUGAUCUUUCAUGGAAUAAACAAAGCAGGAAUGUUUUAGCAAGUGCCUCUGCUGACAAUACUGUGAUUUUGUGGGAUAUGUCUGUGGGCAAGCCAGCAGCCAGCUUGAUGCUACAUACAGACAAGGUCCAGACACUGCAAUUUCAUCCGUUUGAAACUCAGACCCUUAUUUCUGGAUCUUAUGAUAAAUCAGCUGUGCUGUAUGACUGCAGAAACCCACAAGAGAACCAUCGAGUGUGGCGGUUUAGUGGUCAGGUUGAAAGAGUGAUUUGGAACCAUUUUUCACCUUGUAAUUUUUUAGCAAGCACCGAGGAUGGCUUUGUGUACUGUCUGGAUGCUCGUUCUGAUAAGCCCUUGUUUACUCUGAAAGCUCAUGAUGAAGAGGUGUCAGGGCUACAACUAAGCAGCCAGAUCAAAGGGUGCCUUGUGACAUCAUCUGCUGACAAAUAUGUGAAAAUUUGGGAUAUCCUGGGAGACAGACCAAGUUUAAUCCAUUCCAGGGAUAUGAAAAUGGGUGUUCUCUUCUGUGCAGCUUGCUGCCCCGACUUCCCCUUUGUUUUUGCCUUUGGAGGAGAGCGAGAAGGGCUGCGUGUCUGGGAUAUAAGCAAGAUUUCUGCAGUGAAUGAAGUUUUUGGAAACAGAGAGAGACAUGUUAUGGCUGCUGCGAGCUCUGUGGCGUCCAGCUCCACAGCAGGCAGUAGCAGCAACGAUUUGGAGACAGCAAUGGAAUCAUGAUGGACCAAACAUGAAUAAAAUCAAAGUAAUUAACGUAAUUAAUGUGUGUUCUACCAACCCCUGUUUGGUGAGAGUUCAUAGAAAUCGCUUGAACAUCUUGCACUCUGCAGCCUCUUCAUCUCGGACAAAGCAACGUGGUGAUGUGGUUAAGCACCAAGUCAGAAGUUCUACGUUCUGCCUCUGUUGCUGGCUUGGAAACAUGAAAUCGCUUGCUUUUGCCUG